Molecule: messenger RNA, 1358 nt
Organism: Ricinus communis (castor bean)
Lineage: Eukaryota; Viridiplantae; Streptophyta; Magnoliopsida; Malpighiales; Euphorbiaceae
Product: agamous-like MADS-box protein AGL11
Exons: 9
Coding region: 357-1052 (231 amino acids)
Biological process (GO): positive regulation of transcription by RNA polymerase II
Cellular component (GO): nucleus
Molecular function (GO): DNA-binding transcription factor activity, RNA polymerase II-specific; protein dimerization activity; RNA polymerase II cis-regulatory region sequence-specific DNA binding
Source: RefSeq, a predicted model, not a curated record
CACUCAAAGAGAAUCUUCUUCUUCUUCUUCUUCUUUACCCUGGAUUGGAUGAACAUGUCUUUACUCUUUCUCCACUUCUUCUUAAUUUGGCAGUGCCCAUCCCCCCUAGAUCCAUUUUCUCAAUUUACAACCUACAUGUUUCUUUUUCUUUCUUUUUUCGGAUUUCUUUCCCUUUUCUUUUUCUUUCAUUUCAUGCCUGUUUCAAAACUUUCUUUAAUUCUUUAGCUGAUUUUCUUGCUUUUCAGUUCUUAAUUUCUACCAAUACAUUUAUACUGAGAAGGGAAAACAAGAAAAGAAUUAGUAGAAACAAGAAUUUGUUGUCUUAGAACCCUUUUUUUUAAAAAAAAAUUUUACGUAUGAUCUUCAGUUCAGAGGUAGCGAUGGGAAGAGGAAAGAUCGAGAUCAAGAGGAUAGAGAACACGACGAAUCGCCAAGUGACCUUCUGCAAGAGGAGAAAUGGACUGUUGAAGAAAGCUUAUGAGUUGUCAGUUCUUUGUGAUGCUGAGGUUGCCCUCAUCGUCUUCUCCAGUCGUGGCCGCCUCUAUGAGUACUCCAACAACAAUAUAAAAUCAACAAUUGAGAGAUACAAGAAGGCCUGUUCGGACAGUUCAAAUACUAGUUCCAUCACAGAAAUUAAUGCCCAGUAUUAUCAGCAAGAAUCAGCAAAGCUCCGGCAACAAAUUCAGAUGCUACAGAAUUCUAACAGGCAUCUAAUGGGGGACUCCUUGAGUUCCUUGACUGUGAAGGAGCUAAAGCAGCUGGAAAAUAGGCUCGAGCGAGGCAUUACUAGAAUCAGAUCAAAGAAGCAUGAAUUGCUGCUGGCUGAAAUUGAGUACUUGCAGAAAAGGGAGAUUGAGCUGGAAAAUGAAAGUGUCUGUCUGCGAACCAAGAUAGCAGAAAUCGAAAGACUUCAGCAAGCAAACAUGGUGACUGGGGCGGAGCUGAAUGCAAUCCAGGCAUUAACCUCUCGCAAUUUCUUUGGUUCACAUAUGAUUGAGGGUGGAGCUGCAUAUUCUCACCCUAGCGACAAGAAGAUUCUCCAUCUUGGGUAAACUUAGUUGGAGAAGACAUUGAGCAAGGUGAAGGUGAAGGUGAAGGUGAUGCGCAUCCGCUAAUUAUGUAAUUUCACAAAAUAAAGAUACCAAAACUUUACUGUUAUAAGUAUGUGUGCCAGCUCCCUGUUACAUGGCCAAUGGAACUGGUUUGUGUUCUUUAUUUAGUUAAAAACAUUUGCAUGGAUAUUUUGUCUGUAUUUGGAUUAUGCAGUAAUUAUUAUUACUAAUAAAAAAAGAACUAUAACUAGCUUAAUCACCGACUCACUGUUCAAGACCAGUGAUUAUGCUAGUUAGUUUUAUUAA